Molecule: messenger RNA, 2293 nt
Organism: Platichthys flesus (European flounder)
Lineage: Eukaryota; Metazoa; Chordata; Actinopteri; Pleuronectiformes; Pleuronectidae
Gene: lctla
Product: lactase-like a
Exons: 15
Coding region: 229-1932 (567 amino acids)
Biological process (GO): carbohydrate metabolic process
Molecular function (GO): beta-glucosidase activity
Source: RefSeq, a predicted model, not a curated record
CAGUCGGUGACGGAGUGGAGCUUGGAGCAGCAGAUCCAGAAGCUCGGGGACGGUUCUGGUGUUGUGGAGCAGCUUCCAGCAGCAGCCUGGUUGAAAUGAAGCUCUGACAAAGAUCAUAUAUCUGACAGAUGAGCUACUGGACGAUUUUGAGUUUUUACUGAAAACCCGAGACGUCUUCUGGGACCGGUCCUGUCAAGGGACGUCUGCUCCACAUCACACUGAGACACGAUGCAGUUCAUCCUGAGGACGCACCAUGUGAUCACACUGGUGCUCUGGGUUUCAGCCUCUGAAGACUUCGACUGGACCAAGAACGAGAAAACAUCUUUCUACUAUGGAACCUUCCCUACUGGUUUCUCGUGGGGGGUGGGCAGCUCGGCCUAUCAGACUGAAGGAGCGUGGAACAUCGAUGGAAAAGGAGCGAGCAUCUGGGAUUCGUUCGCCCACAGGAAGGGGAAGAUAUUCCUGAAUGACACCGGAGACUCGUCGUGUGAGGGAUACUACAAAUUCAAGGACGACGUCACGUUGAUGAAAGACAUGAAGCUGAAUCAUUAUCGUUUCUCCGUCUCCUGGCCGAGGAUCUUACCAAGCGGACUGAAAAGCGAACGCAUCAAUGAGAAAGGAAUCAAAUAUUACGACGACCUGAUCAACAUGCUGCUGGCCAAUAAGAUCACACCUGUGGUCACUCUGUACCACUGGGACUUACCUCAGGUCCUACAGGAGAAAUACGGCGGCUGGCAGAACGUCAGCAUGGUCGACUACUUCAACGACUUUGCCAACUUGUGCUUCGAGCGAUUUGGAAACCGAGUGAGGAACUGGAUCACCUUCAACAAUCCGUGGUCGAUUGCUGUGGAGGGAUAUGAGACAGGGGAACAUGCACCGGGGCUGAAGCUGAAGGGAACCGGAGCGUACAGGGCUGCCCACCACAUCAUCAAAGCUCAUGCUAAGGUCUGGCACACGUAUGACACACAGUGGAGGAGCAAACAAAAAGGCCUGGUGGGGAUCUCUCUAACAGCGGACUGGGGGGAACCAGUGGACGUCACCAACCAGAGGGACAUCGAAGCAGCAGAGAGAUACAUCCAGUUCUACAUGGGCUGGUUUGCGACUCCCAUCUUCAACGGGGAUUACCCCCAAGCGAUGAAAGAUUACGUCGGCAGGAAGAGCGGCCAGCAGGGCCUGGGAGCUUCACGCCUCCCCGUCUUCUCACCUCAGGAGAAGAGCUACAUCCGAGGAACCUGUGACUUCCUGGGCCUCGGACAUUUCACCACCCGCUACAUCACCCAGAAGAAUUACCCGUCGGGCGUGGGGGACAGCUACUUCGCUGACCGUGACCUGGCUGAGCUGGUUGACCCCAAGUGGCCCGACCCCGGCUCCGAGUGGCUCUACUCGGUCCCCUGGGGCUUCAGACGCCUGCUGAACUUUGUCAAGACUCAGUAUGGAAACCCGAUGAUCUACGUGACAGAGAACGGCGUCUCAGAGAAGAUGCUCUGCACCGACCUCUGUGACGACUGGAGGAUGCAGUACUUCAAAGACUACAUCAACGAGAUGCUCAAAGCGGUUAAAGACGGGGUCAACAUCAAGGGCUACACAGCCUGGUCGCUGCUGGACAACUUUGAGUGGGACGAAGGAUUCUCCGAGCGGUUCGGCCUGUACUACGUGGACUUCAGGAACAAGAACAAGACACGUUACCCCAAGGCCUCGGUCCAGUUCUAUAAACGCAUCAUCAGCUCCAACGGCUUUCCCAACCAGAGAGAGGUGGAGAGCUGGAAGAGGAAAGCUGUGGAGACCUGUUCCUCCAGUAACCAGCUCCUGGCUGCAGAUCCGUUGAUCGGUCACAUGGAGAUGGUCACAGAGAUCGUGGUUCCCACCGUGUGCACGCUCUGCAUCCUGCUCAGCGCCGUCUUCCUCAUGUUCCUGCUGCGUGGACGCCUCUGAAACACACACACACACACACACACACACACACACACACACACACACACACACACACACACACAAAUAGGGACUCAACUUCUGUAAAACUUCAUUUUGUUGAUGUAACUGUGCGGCUGCUGGUUUUUAUAAACAGCCUGAACUCGUCACGACUCUGGAGGAAUUCAUUUGAGUUUGGUGUAUGAUGAUGAUGAAGAUGAUGAUGAAGAAGAGGAUGAUUAAGAUGAUGAUGGUUAUUUAUUACUGUUUUCAACACACUGCUCUUGUUUGGUUUUGGAUGAAGCUGAAGUUGGACUUCAGGCUUCUGGCAGCAGAGAGGACCUGGUUCACUGUCACAGAAGAAUCAAUAAAGAACUGAGGAUGA